Molecule: messenger RNA, 1919 nt
Organism: Helobdella robusta
Lineage: Eukaryota; Metazoa; Annelida; Clitellata; Rhynchobdellida; Glossiphoniidae
Exons: 14
Coding region: 97-1581 (494 amino acids)
Cellular component (GO): COP9 signalosome
Source: RefSeq, a predicted model, not a curated record
CGAUUUUAUGUUGUGGCAGCUUAAAAGUGGAGUGAAUUGGUUGAAUUAGUUUUAAAUAAUUUGUUAAAGAUUUUUUUUGUUUCACGGAUUUGUUUUAUGAUGUCUCAAGUGCAAGUUUAUGAUUUUGCCGGACAAAAUGCGGGCUUCGUUGAGCCAAUGCAGAUUGACAUUGUGGGUGAAGAACCUCAACAGGCCAGUGACCAGAACAGGAGAAUCAUUGAAACCUCAAACUUGGAUCUUGAACAAGUGGCUUCAAGCUACAAAGGUCUGGCCAAGAUUUACAGACUACUCCACAUUGCAGAAUACUGCACAUCCCUAAAAAUUGAGGCACUUCGUCUGGCACUGACUCAUGUCCUAACCACGUGUAACACGCAAAUGUACCAAACCAUCCAUCGAAUGUUGCAAGAAGCUGUUGGCAGUCAAUCUCGACCAGCAGACCCAGCAAAUGUUGGAUCGGCUCCCGUUCAACAGCUGGUGCCCCCGUUUGAUGCUGUUUGGCUGGAGUCAACCAACAAGAAGGCAGCCAUGAAGUUGGAGAAGCUGGACAUUGACCUGAAGAACUACAAGAGCAAUUCCAUCAAAGAGAGUAUAAGGCGGGGGCACGAUGACUUGGGCGAUCAUUACCUGGAGUGUGGGGACCUAUGCAAUGCUCUCAAAUGUUAUUCCAGGGCUCGAGACUACUGCACCAGUUCAAAGAAUAUUGUUUACAUGUGCUUCAAUGUGAUAAAGGUGAGCAUAUACCUGCAGAACUGGUCACACGUUACGUCCUACGUCAAUAAAGCAGAGUCCACGCCGUACUUCUGUGAGAUAAGCAAGGAGAGCAACCAGCAGGUAGUCACAAAGUUGAAAGUAUCAGCUGGCCUGGCUGACCUCGUCCUUGGCAGGUAUAAGAAUGCCGCUAAAAAUUUUCUACAAGCAAACUUUGACCAGGUCGACUUUCCAGAAUUGUUAUCCAGCAACAACAUCGCCACCUACGGAGCCCUUUGUGCUCUGGCCACAUUUGACAGGCAGGAACUUCAAAAGCUGGUCAUAUCAAGCAGUACGUUCAAGCUGUUUCUUGAGCUGGAGCUUCAGUUACGAGACAUCAUCUACCAGUUUUAUGACUCAAAAUAUGCUUUGUGUUUGAAGCUUCUAGACAAUAUUAAGGACAACUUGUUGUUGGACAUGUACCUCGCCAAACAUGUUGACAAUUUGUAUGCUCAGAUCAGAAACAGAGCUCUCUGUCAGUAUUUCAGUCCAUACAAGUCAGCGGAUAUGAGAAAGAUGGCAGAGGCAUUCAAUACGACGGUUUCGGGACUGGAGGAUGAGCUGACGAAGUUGAUCCUGGACGGCAAAAUCAAUGCAAGGAUCGACUCGCAUAAUAAGGUGCUCUAUGCAAAGGACAUAGAUCAGCGUAGUCUCACAUUCGACAAGUGCUUUGCUCUGGAAGAAGAAUUUCAAAGGAAAACAAAGGCUCUAAUUUUACGGGCGGCUGUUGUCAAAAGUCAAAUCCAAGUCAAGAGCCCUCCACGCGAAACAAACCAGGCGUCGGAGAUAUCAAUCAUGCCUGGCAAUGCAACCACCGCCAUAAUUAGGAACUAAUUUAAAUUAUGAAUUAUAAAUUUCUCUUUUCAUUCAUUAUAAUUAUUAAAGAACUCUGUGUGUGUUUCUUAUCCGUUCUUUGUAUAUUGUACUUUCGACAUGAUGUUAUUUCAAGCAGAAUUUAUAUUCAUCCAUAGCUGUCAAUUGUUCAAAUCGAAUUUUUUGCGACGCUUUUAUUAUCUGAUGUGAUGUGUAUUCAUUCAUUCAUUCAUUCAUUUAUUCAUUCAUUCAUUGUAUCGCAUAGCAAUGCUAGUACGACAUUAAAUUACUCUCAACCUUAGUAAAUAUUAAAUUUAAGUGAUGUGUCAUGAAAAUAAAAUUACGCACAGCUAAUGUAA